AUGUCUGAGCUGAGCAUCCUCCCCGUGUGGUGUACUUGUGAUGAAAAUCCAUGUGGAAAUGGUGCUACGUGUUUUCCAAAGUCCAGACGAGAUGCUGUUUGCCUUUGUCCGUACGGAAGAUCUGGCAUCCUCUGCAGUGAUGCUAUUAAUAUUAGCCAGCCGAGUUUCAGUGGCACAGAUGUCUUUGGCUAUACCUCAUUCCUAGCUUACUCUACAAUCCCAAAUAUCACCUUCUACUAUGAAUUCCGCUUGAAAUUUCAGCUGGCAAACCACCAUUCAGCUUUGCAAGAUAACCUGAUUUUUUUCACUGGACAGAAGGGCCAAGGUCUUAAUGGAGAUGAUUUCCUGGAGUUAGGCCUCCGUAAUGGCAGAGUUGUGUAUAGCUACAAUCUAGGUUCUGGCACAGCAACAGUCAUCAGUAAACCCCUUGAUCUGACACUCGGUAUUCAUGUCAUCCAGCUGGGCAGACACCUCCAAAAAGGCUGGCUGAAGGUGGACGAUCAGAAGAACAGAACUGUUGCUUCUCCUGGGAGACUGGUUGGACUCAAUGUCUUCAGUCAGUUUUAUUUAGGAGGCUAUCGUGAGUAUACUCCGGAACUUCUACCGAAGGGAUCCAGAUUUAAGAAUAGCUUUCAAGGUUGCAUUUUUGAUGUUCAAGUUCGCAGCAGCAUGAAUCAAGAGUUUAAAUCGCCAGGGACUCCAGAAGGUCAUCCCAAUUCUGGUCGUAGUGUUGGACAAUGUAAAGAUUCCCCAUGCAGCUUAAUAAAAUGCAGAAAUGGUGGCAAGUGCAUAGAAAGUGGCUCUACUGUCUACUGUGACUGCCUCACUGGGUGGAAAGGUGCAUUUUGCACAGAAACGGUGUCGGUCUGUGAGCCAGAGCACGAUCCCCCACACCUCUGUAAGCAAGGUGGUACCUGUGUGCCACUGCCCGAGGGCUACACGUGUCACUGUCCUCUUGGAACAACCGGCACCUACUGUGAACAAGAUAUUUCCAUUAGUGAUCCAUCUUUCAGAAGCAGUGAGUCGUCGUGGAUGUCAUUUGCACCCUUUUACAUCCGGCAGAAGACCCACCUCAGACUGCAGUUCCAGCCCCUCUCUGCAGACGGGAUCCUGUUCUACACGGCGCAGCGUUUGGCUGCUCACUCGGGUGACUUUUUAUGUAUCUCAUUAGUAAAUGGAUUUAUACAGUUACGCUACAAUCUGGGAGACGAGACGGUCAUCCUGCAGACCCUUCAGAAGGUCCGUGUCAAUGGAGACACGUGGCAUUCACUCAAAGCAGGAAGAGUUGGUAACGAAGGCUACCUGGACCUGGAUGGUGUUAACAUGACUCGAGAAGCCAGUCCUGGAAUGAACGCGCUGGACACGCACACGGACUUUUUUGUCGGAGGGGUGUCCUCCUUAAACCUCGUUAACUCAAUGGCAGUAGAAAAUGAACCCACAGGUUUCACCGGUUGCAUACGAGAAAUGGUUGUAAACAGCAGGGAGCUGAAGCUCACCGUGGCUGACCCCAAAGGUGGAGCCAACGUGGGCGACUGUGACGGAACGGCGUGUGGGUACGCGGUGUGCAGAAACAACGGGACGUGUCACGUCGAAAACUCGGGCUUUUCUUGUUCUUGCCCACAGGAGUGGACAGGGAGCACGUGUGAACAAUCCAUUCACUGCUCACAGAACAGCUGUGGGGCUCAGGCCCUCUGCAUUCCUCAGCCUACUUCAUCUUCUUACAUUUGCAUAUGCCCACUGGGCUGGUCAGGUAAGUACUGCGAUACCAAAACCCAAUUUUUUAUAGCAAAGUUCGUGGGCAACUCCUACAUCAAAUACACGGAUCCUUACUAUGGAAGGAGAGACCUCCAGCACAGCCGCCUUUCCUUAAAUUUUACUACCAAUCAAACUGAAGGCUUAAUAGCGUGGAUGGGAAAAGGUGAAGAUGAAGACAAUGAUUUCCUUGCUGUUGGUCUUGCCAACGGAACGUUAAAAGUCGUGGUGAAUCUCGGAGAAAGGAUCUCUGUUCCUCUGAUUGACAGCAAACCCUCCGCCUGUUGCGAUGAGACGUGGCAUCUCGUCACUGUCGUCCAAAACCAAACUUGCAUUAAGGUGUAUCUCGACGAGGAGCUAAUUGUGUUUGAAGAUAUCGACCCACACAGGAAAUACACUGCUUUAAACUAUGGUGGCAUUUGUUAUUUUGGAGGGUUUGAAAUCGGCAGGGAAGUCCACGUAGUCACGACAGGGCUUUUUCAGAAGGAAUUCAUUGGUAAGAUUAAAGAUGUUGUGCUCUUCCAAGACUCUAAGAAGAUUCAGCUAAUGAAAGCAGAAGGGUAUAAUGUUUACAAUGGAAAUGAUGGAAAUUAAUUGAAGAACUGUUUAAGACUCUUUAAAAGUGAUUCAUUUCCUUUUCCCCCCGUUUCUUGUGUUAACUGGCAAUGUAAGACUCAGGAACCAACACAGGAAAGCACUUCAUAAAAUUGUUCCCAAUUCCUUUUUUAAAUGUUAAGCAUUAGUAUCGUAGCUAAAAUGUGAGCAGACGCUGUACUCGUAUAAUUAUUUAUAUAUACUCAUUAGUAUUUACUUUAAAAUAACGUGAAACUCUGCAAAAUUUUUCUUUAUUCUGUUGGAAAUAGUUUUGUUAGACAAAUGGGUAAUAAUUAGCUGAUAAAGCCAACCGUCAGCCCAGUGUUGUUUCUUGCUUUAUGAGAACAGACAACUUACCCGAGUGUCUCCCAAACUCUCACAUUCUAUCGGAACACAGAGCUUCUCUUUUACAAUUUUGUAAUAUUGAUUCGUAAUAUUAAGGUCAAGUGUAAAAACUGAAACUGGGGGGAAGGAAAGGUUUACUUGGCUAAAAAGCACAGGUUUAUUGUGAUGAGAGUUUUAAAAAUCACAGCAGCUGUAAUUGCUUCAGGCCACAAAGACUCAACUCCAGGUAAGGAAGAGGUGUCUCUGUCUAUGGCCCAUGCUCUUACCUAAAAGUGUGGAACUUAAGCCAGUCUUCACACUAAAACAUUACACUUAACAAAGAAUAAUUUUAAGAGCAGAAAAGGCAUUUUACUUGAUUACUGAACAGAUAUAAACCUAUGCCUGCUGUUUGCCUCCAGCAGAGGUCUCCCCUGUUUGAGUCCAUGAAAACUUGUUGGUUUAAUCAUUUACAACUGGAACGUGGCAAAUAACUGCCAUUGCUAACAGCUUCAAAACCAGAAAGCGUAAGAACUGCUUUGCUUUAGCACAACCCUUCUGGUUUACAUGCCCCUAAAAUGACAUUUUGAAAUUUUACUAGACAAAGGUUUGGGCCACAAUAAAUUGAAUUUCCAUCGCUAUAUUUUUCAUUAAUUUAUAACCGAAAAAUAAAUAGAGUUCUUCACAUACAAAUGCAAAAACUCCCUUCCUUCUGAAAAAGCUCAGUUAUAAUCCUACAUUUUCGUGAGCAAUAAAAACUAAAUAAAUCAAGACAUAUUUUAAUGUGCUUAAACAAAUGACUUAUGAUGGUAUCUACAUUUUCUCAUUUGACUGCUGGCUUACUGUAGAAGUAAAAUACUUAAAUAAAAAUAAGAGAUUGAUUCCUAUACUUUUUUUUUAAUUAUUUUACUACCGCUCAAAAGCACAUAAUGAACCAUCCCCUCCGUGCAUGGAAAUUCUCUGAGUCCAAGUCUUCAGUGAGCACCUAUCAGAAACAAGUACCUAUUUCUGAUAUAUUUUUGUUGUCUCUUCGUCCAGCAGCCACAGAGCACAGUAAAAGCAGGUGUCACACCUUCAUGCCCACAGAACCACAACCAGUACGAAUGCCCUGCCCACUCAGUUACGGGUGACUUGAAGAUAAGACAGGUGGUGGAGAGGUGGGAGAUGGAACUACCCUGAGAUGUUGUAAGAUGCAGCUGCACACAUCUUCGUGAGGUUCUUCCUAUCCUCUUCAGCUGCUCUGAGCCCUCAAGCAA
Molecule: messenger RNA, 3923 nt
Organism: Calidris pugnax (ruff)
Lineage: Eukaryota; Metazoa; Chordata; Aves; Charadriiformes; Scolopacidae
Gene: EYS
Product: eyes shut homolog (Drosophila)
Exons: 8
Coding region: 1-2346 (781 amino acids)
Molecular function (GO): calcium ion binding
Source: RefSeq, a predicted model, not a curated record